This is a messenger RNA of Vanessa atalanta (red admiral), 2155 nucleotides long. Its product is annotated as Krueppel-like factor luna. The transcript has 2 exons. Bases 208 to 1059 code for a protein of 283 amino acids. The record is from RefSeq and is a predicted model, not a curated record. Gene Ontology annotation, molecular function: RNA polymerase II cis-regulatory region sequence-specific DNA binding; DNA-binding transcription factor activity, RNA polymerase II-specific. Lineage: Eukaryota; Metazoa; Arthropoda; Insecta; Lepidoptera; Nymphalidae. Gene Ontology annotation, biological process: regulation of transcription by RNA polymerase II.
CCGCUGGCGCAGACUGGCCGAUAAUCGCCGAUCGCUGUUAUCGCGCGUCCGUGGCGCUGUCCGGAGUAGCUGCGAUCACUCACUCUAGUCACAGGACGCGCCGUAUGCGCCUGUACGUGCAUUCUUAAUAUUGUUCACAACUUCCAAAUUUCGAUACUACAUUUAUGUAAUAAAUAAAGCUCGUGCCUUAUUGAGAACUCAUUCAAAAUGUACCGCGAAAACUGCGGCUUGCUAAAUGAAGCUCUAAGCGAUCAGCUCAUGUUCGAGUAUUCACCAGCAGAGAGUCUCAUCAAUUUUGAGUUACCUUCGAACUUGAACUCUGAACUCAACGAUUGGCAACUUAAUGAUUUAGAUUUUCAUUGUGAUGCAUUUGUUCACGGAUUGAAUGAUUCUAACAGAGAGAACUCUAUAUUCGAAGACGGUUCGAAUAUACUUUUUGAUUUCGACGAUUUGGAUAAAAACAUAGAUUUAGACGAUUAUCUUCUAGAAGCAUUAACAAGUGAUAAAUCCAACGAUGUGCUACAAUCUAGCCCAAAUUCUACAGAUGUUGAUAGUGACACAGCGCUCGGUAGACUUUCUGUCCUUGGAAUUGAUCUGGAAUCAACCUAUGUACAAGACAAUCAGUACUCGUCUAACAAUAUAAAUAAAACUAAUGAUAGAGUGCGAAGUUUUAUACCAGAAACUAAAAUACAAACAUGGGGAGAGCCGGCGUUCUGUCCGGAACUUGGAGCGUUCCGAUGCCCGGUGGAAGACUGUGGAAAACUAUACGCAAAAGCGUCACAUGUUCGCGCGCAUUUGCGUCGUCAUAGUGGUGAGAAGCCCUACCGAUGCACAUGGGGUAGUUGCAGUUGGCGUUUCGCGCGGUCAGAUGAGUUGGCGCGCCACCGUCGAAGCCAUUCAGGCGAUAAGCCCUAUCGGUGCAGCGAAUGCGGCAAGAGAUUUGCACGUUCGGACCAUCUUGCCAAACAUGGACGUGUCCACGCUCGCCGCGCUGCCGCAGCCGCCGCGGCCGCCAAACGAGCUUCGAACCAUUCUUAUAAAACUAGAAGACUGAUGUGAAAUGUGAUUUAUAUAAUCUUUUAAAGUGUGUGAUGAAACUAUAAUCGCGCUGGCGCGUUUGGUUUUAUUGAUUAAGUACAAAUAAGGAUACAUACAAAAGAAUAUGUGGAAAAAAAUUGUGCAGUUAAAAACUUAAAAUUUGUUGUAGUUUUUACGAUAUUUUAUGCGAUUCUGAGUAAUAUUAACUCUAAUAUAUUUUUAUAACAUUUGUACGAAUUUUGUGUUAUUAUAUUAGUUAUAAUUAAGCUAGAUUAUAUUAGUGAAGUAAUCGUUUGAACUAGUAAAGUUUACUAAAGUAAUUUAUAUUUAAAAUAAUUAAGCCACUCUUAAUAUACGUUGACCGUAUGAAUCUCGACCUGCGCUAAGCAUAAUUUAUGAAAUCUUGUAUGAUUAAUAGACAAACUAGUUAGAUGUUCUUUUAACUUUAUUCUCGUUGUAAUAUCAUGUACUUUAUGUAUACUUGAAUAUAAUAACAAGAACUUACUGUUGUGUUACUUAGUCUUUAGAUAAGCUAGAAUAAUAAAAUAAUAAUUUACUUCCUCUACAAUGUGGCUACUUUUUAACAGGUCUUUAUAAACGACAUAUCUGUUGUCACAAUCCACACGAACUACACAAAACAUAAGUAAUAUUUAAAUAGUUAUAGUAUUCUUCUCACACAUUGGUUAAAAAAUUUAAUGAUUCACUGACAUUAGAGCACCGUGGUGGAGUAAGCUCCAAACCUUAUCGAAAGGUCUUUCCAGUACAGUUGGAAGUUUACUUAUUUAAUUGUAGACUCAGUCAUCCAGACCAAGUCAUCGUGUGAAAAAUUAAACUAGAUAAGUUCUUCUUGAUAAUUAAAUAAUAAUAUGUGCCUACAGCCUAUUCUAACCAAAGAAAAAGUAGACUAUUAAACAACUUUGACAUUGAAUGGUCGCGACAUCAUCGAAAUCUGAAUAAUCAAUGGUAUUAUCAGUAUGGGUUCGCGAAAAAAUUACUUUGAACUUCAGCGUAGUUGUUAUCGAAAGUUUGGAAGUAAAAUUAGAGUGCAUUUAAGUAGUUAGUGGGGUAGUGUUGUAUCAAAAAUAAAGAUAUAUUAAUCAAUUUAGCUGUUUGUACU